Molecule: messenger RNA, 354 nt
Organism: Fusarium pseudograminearum CS3096
Lineage: Eukaryota; Fungi; Ascomycota; Sordariomycetes; Hypocreales; Nectriaceae
Exons: 2
Coding region: 1-354 (117 amino acids)
Source: RefSeq, a predicted model, not a curated record
AUGGGCAGACUUUCAAACGGCGAUUGGCUCCUUGUCGGCAACAGCAUCUUCAGCGACGACAACGGAACAGAAUUCCGCAUGCAAGACGACGGCAAGGUCGCUGUCUACCAUGGCGAAGACUGCGCCUGGCAGAACACUGCCGAACAGAACUGGCAAGUUCACGGCAUCAAGAUGCAAGAAGAUGGCAACCUAGUCAUCUACGACAACUCCGGUACUGGGCAUGCCAUUUGGCACACCGAUACUGCUGGCGGCAAGGGCAACCAGUCAACAACUCUUGUGGUCCAGGAUGAUGGCAAUGUUGUGUUGUACAAUGAGGGCGGUGAUCCUAUUUGGCACACUGCCAGCAACAAGUAA